This is a messenger RNA of Melanotaenia boesemani (Boeseman's rainbowfish), 771 nucleotides long. Its product is annotated as 5-hydroxytryptamine receptor 3E-like. Bases 1 to 771 code for a protein of 256 amino acids. Gene Ontology annotation, molecular function: monoatomic ion channel activity; transmembrane signaling receptor activity; neurotransmitter receptor activity. Gene Ontology annotation, biological process: nervous system process; signal transduction; regulation of membrane potential. Gene Ontology annotation, cellular component: synapse; neuron projection; membrane. The record is from RefSeq and is a predicted model, not a curated record. Lineage: Eukaryota; Metazoa; Chordata; Actinopteri; Atheriniformes; Melanotaeniidae. The transcript has 5 exons.
AUGUGUGCUUGUGUUGAAUAUUGGAACAACCAGGUUGUGAUCAGCACCUGUAGGAUGUGUUUUUACAUAUUUCCAUUUGACAUUCAGAGUGGCAACAUCUCCUUCAAGUCAAUCAUGCAGUCUGAAGAAGCUGGAGAUGGGGAGACCUUUGAGAAAGUGUGUAGUUAUCAGGAUGUUUUAAACCACCUGAACUUGACCAAAGCCAAUGAGCUGUUCUCCAUGACCCGGCCUGUUAAAGACUACAGAAGGCCUACAGAGGUAUUCUUGAAAGUUCUGCUGUAUGCCAUCCUAGAUGUGAUAACCACCAAAUGGUCACGUGAGUUGAUGCGGACUCAGUACGAGUGGCUGUUAGUUGACAUGACAGUCAUCAAUAAAACUGUUUCUCCAUUUGGAGCUGAGCAGGAUACAAUCAUUUAUACUAUCUCUAUGAAAAGGAGAUCUGUACUGUACAUUGCAAACUUCCUGUUGCCUGUCCUCUUCUUCCUGUGUCUGGAUCUUGCCUCCUUCCUGAUCUCAGACAGAGGUGGCGAGAAGCUCAGCUUCAAGGUCACCGUGCUGCUUGCUGUCACUGUGAUGCAGCUUAUUUUAUAUGAAAUUUUGCCUUCUUCAUCAGACAAGAUCCCACUCAUAGCGGUCUACUGCAUUGGGAUUUUUGCUCUGAUGAUGCUCAGCCUGCUGGAGACGAUCUUGGUGAUGCAUCUGAUGGAGAAAGACUCUCAAGACAAUGAGUCUAUGCGGGCCAAACUGUGGAAGAACAAGGCAGAGCAAUAA